AUGCCCGCAGCUGUUGACGAGAUGGCAACUACAAGUUCACAGAGCGCCAUGGAUGCAAACGAUAAAAAGCGCAAUAAAUUGGGAUAUCAUCGAACCUCUGUCGCAUGCGUGCACUGUCGGCGACGAAAGAUCAGAUGCCUUGUAGCGCCAGAUGAUACGGAAGGACGAUGCGAGAACUGCAUUCGAUUGCGAAAGGACUGUCAGUUUUUUCCAGUGGAUCAACAACCACCGAUUGAAAAGAAAUCACGACCAAGCUCGAGGCUGGAAACACCUUCAACUGAGCGCUCGAACACUACGCCAAUUGCUUCCUCUCCGACCAACUUGAUGCCCGAUCCUGCCGAGACUUUUUAUCCGUACCAGACUAUGCCAAUGAGUGCCUCAACCGGGCAGGACAUGUCAACGUACAACGUCGGAAUGGUUCAAACGAGCAUGAGUCUAACGCCAGACCGACCCAUGGGACCAGGAGACUUUGCCGGGCAUCACCCGAUGGAGACUGGAGUCGCGUGGGACGAAUUUACGACAAUAGCGGACCCGCAACUGUUGAAUACGAUGGCAACUGGAAAGGGCCAGAUGAUGAAUAUGCCGCCCCAAAUGUGGAAUCCCGGGAGCAUGCCCCCAGGACUACCUUCAGGCCUGCCCCCGCCCUCGCCGAUAUCCGCAGCGUCUUCGAUGGGAGGCCAGGCGCAACCUAUGGGCCCAACACCAGCAUAUGCUAUGCAGCCAGACGGAACAGUCUGGCAAGUACCGCCGCCGCCGCCACGGACAAUGAGCUACCCUGGACAAGACAUGGAACCCUCAUACCCUAAUCAAUUCCAACCACAUAUGCCCCCGGAGCUCAAACGGCGAAUGACUACACCCGCCCAAUCUCUGUCUGCCACAAGUGCAAUGGGCUCUCCAGUAACACCGGAGAUGCAGACCCCCGGAUCAGUCUCAUACUCACCGGGCAUGAACUACACGCAAUGGCAGGAUAUGAGUGCCAUGUCUGGAAUGGGCGUGGUACAAUAUCCCAUGUACGCUGGCGACGCAAUCCCACAACAUCCUUAUCCUACCAACCCUUCUCCGAUGGGACACCCCGGGACCUCAGCGCGGUCACCAAACCAUUAA
Molecule: messenger RNA, 1104 nt
Organism: Penicillium paradoxum
Lineage: Eukaryota; Fungi; Ascomycota; Eurotiomycetes; Eurotiales; Aspergillaceae
Product: putative C6 finger domain protein
Exons: 3
Coding region: 1-1104 (367 amino acids)
Biological process (GO): regulation of DNA-templated transcription
Molecular function (GO): zinc ion binding; DNA-binding transcription factor activity, RNA polymerase II-specific
Source: RefSeq, a predicted model, not a curated record